Messenger RNA from Paramuricea clavata, 209 nucleotides. Lineage: Eukaryota; Metazoa; Cnidaria; Anthozoa; Malacalcyonacea; Plexauridae. The record is from the annotation of a GenBank genome assembly.
AUGGUGUGUUGCAUCUCACCAUGGCAACCAGCAGGACGUGCUGGAUCAGCAAAUUUACAGCCGCAUUCCUUAGCUGGUAAAUCAAAGACUAUAGGUGCGACAGCCGAAACAGAAAGUGUCCUUUUGCUUAGUGAAAACAUUGCCAAUCGCAGCGAAUCUCCUCUGGAAUUUAAAGCAACUGUUUUUAAAGUGUUUUGGGAAAGUCAACU